AUGUUCCCCUCCUUUGUCAGGACUGUUCCUAGUGAUAAGGAACAGUCUAUGGGACUGGCUAAGCUUAUUCUACACUUUGGUUGGACCUGGGUCGGUCUGUUGGCUGUGGACAGUGAAUAUGGCCUACAGGGAAUUCAGCCAAUCAAGGAAGAGAUAAUAAAGACUGGAGCAUGUGUGGCCUUCACUGAAUAUAUCCGUCUAUCUCAACCAGACCGCAACGCCCCCCACAUAGUCAAGGUCAUAAGAGAGUCAUCAGUUACGGUUGUUAUUAUCUUCUCUAUUGACAUUGAUUUGGUUCCUAUCAUGGAUGAGAUGUUGAAACAGAACAUCAAAGGAAAGAUUCUUGUUUCCAAUGCUGGAUGGUCGAUGACUAAUUUGUUCUUGUCUGGAAGAUUUUAUCAGAUUUUAUCAGGGUCCAUCGGUUUAUUGACACACAAUAGAGAGAUUCCAGGAUUCAACAUCUACCUGAACAUGAUACGCCCUUCCUUGAAAGAGUCUUGGGUGAAUUUAUACUGGGAGAACAUUUUCAAUUGUAAGUUUUUGUAUCAGAAAAACACAACUGAUUCUUGGAAUCCCGCGGUGACAGAGUGCACAGGGGCAGAGAGUAUAGACAGCAUCAAGAGUAGAUUCUCCUACACCAGCAGUCUAAUCUUUACUCAUGGUCACUACGCUGCAGCCCACGUGGUGGCCAAAGCUUUGGAAGACCUGAAAAAUUGCAAAUUGAAAGAUGGAAAAUUUCCAUCUAUGAGCUGUAAGGACAUUUUGAAGCUUAAGCCAUGGCAGCUCCUGCACUAUAUAAGGAAUGUGAGGGUCACUCUGAGCAGCGGAAGUGACCUGUAUUUUGAUGACCAUGGAGGUAUUCCUGCCGUCUACGACAUUGUGAACUGGCAGCUGACCCAGGAAGGAACAAUGGAACAGGUCAAGGUCGGCAGAUACGACACUGCAACGUCUUCAGGAGAAUUUCUCAACAUCAACUCAAGUCGGCUGUUGUGGUCUAUGGGGGAGAAAGAGUUUAAAAACCUCCUCAAUAUUGUGUCCUAUCACCAGACACCCCGCUCAGUCUGCAGUGAGAGCUGUCCACCAGGUACCAGGAAGGCGGCCAUAAGAGGACAACCUGUGUGUUGCUUUGAAUGUGUCCCCUGUCUACAAGGAGAAAUAUCUAACCAGACAGAUUCUUUUGAUUGCAUGAAGUGUCCAUGGGACCAGUGGCCAAAUCUCCAGAAAACCAAAUGUCUACAGAAGCCCAUAGAGUACCUGCACUAUGAAGAUCCAUUAGGAGCAGCAUUGGCAGGAACAAGCAUAUUGUCCUCAGCCAGUCCUGUUUUCAUUUUAAUGCUUUUCAUCUACUGUAAGGACACGCCCAUAGUGAAAGCUAACAAUUAUUUCCUAAGCUGCCUUCUGCUGGUGUCCUUAUCUUUGUGCUUCCUCUGCGCUUUAGGUUUCAUUGGGUAUCCUCAACCAGAGAACUGUCUACUACGCCAAGCUGCAUUUGGCCUGGUGUUUACUCUUUGCAUCUCUUGUAUUUUGGCAAAAACUAUCAUGGUGGUCUUUGCUUUCAUGGCCACCAGACCGGGAAGCAGCCUGAGGAGAUGGACCACACCUCAAGUGUCCUACAUGAUAAUUUUUGCUUGUUUCCUUUUACAGUUCCUCUUGUGCAUCACUUGGCUGUCACUCACCCCUCCUUUCCCACAGUACAACACUCACACCAAACCUGGACUCAUCAUUGUUGAAUGUAAUGAGGGCUCCUCCAUUGCCUUCUGGACCGUGCUGGGUUAUCUGUUUCUUCUGGCCACCAUUAGUUUUAGUGUUGCCUUCCUGGCUCGGAGACUCCCUGACAGCUUUAAUGAGGCCCAGUUUAUUACCUUCAGCAUGCUGGCCUUCCUCAGUGUCUGGGUGUCCUUUAUCCCGGCCUCCCUCAGUGCUCAGGGUAAAUACACGGUGGCCAUGGAAAUAUUUGCCAUCUUGGCUUCCAGUUGGGCUCUGGUGAUCUGUAUGUUCCUGCCUAAAUGUUUCAUCAUAGUGUUCAGACCAGACAUGAACUCCAGGGAACAUCUCAUGAGAAGAGAUCAGUCUCAAAGCAAGAUAUAGAAAAAAGCAU
Pseudophryne corroboree (corroboree frog) is the source of this 2098-nucleotide messenger RNA. RefSeq names its product extracellular calcium-sensing receptor-like. Lineage: Eukaryota; Metazoa; Chordata; Amphibia; Anura; Myobatrachidae. The transcript is spliced from 4 exons. Gene Ontology annotation, biological process: G protein-coupled receptor signaling pathway. Gene Ontology annotation, cellular component: plasma membrane. The coding region runs from base 1 to 2088 and encodes 695 amino acids. The record is from RefSeq and is a predicted model, not a curated record. Gene Ontology annotation, molecular function: G protein-coupled receptor activity.